Molecule: messenger RNA, 2130 nt
Organism: Dicrocoelium dendriticum
Lineage: Eukaryota; Metazoa; Platyhelminthes; Trematoda; Plagiorchiida; Dicrocoeliidae
Source: the annotation of a GenBank genome assembly
GCCAUCCCUCUUCAUUUGCAUCGCUUUUGUCGUCUGAUCGUGAAAAUGCUCCCCUAAAUCAUCUCCUUUCCAAUGGCCUCUCUUUGGCCAUUUACCCUGCGCUAUCUUCCUAAACCUCGGCCAGUGAAAGCAGUUGUUUGCGCCUUCUCUGUGGCUAUUGCCAUUUGCAUCUAUAGUACAUAUCCUUUCCCCAUAUCCUUUUUUCGGCCUACCCUCGAUGAAUCACUUUUAUUCACCAAGUACCAAUACCCCUCCUUGAAUCCGGAUCUCUAUCCUCUAAAACCGCUCAAGAGCGAGUGCAAAGCACAUAAUCUUACAACAGCCUCAGCUGUUCCAAGUUUUCCGCCCAUCGAGCCCUCUGAAAUCAAUGAAGUCACUCCAUCUACUGUUCUCUUGAUUACUGCUUCAAAGGACAAUAGAUAUUGGGUCACCAUUAUGGAACACCUCCUGGUUCCCUAUGAAGUGUUCUAUCUGAGUGAGAUACCAAGACCGACUACUUCUCCUUUUCUUGACCGUCUCGAACGACCGGAUUUACUCCCUAUCGGAUUGAUCAUCUUCGAGGAUUUCGCGGCUUACAUUGCUCUUCCACUGUGGCAACGACAUGCCUUGGACGACUAUUGCCGAGCUAAUAAAAUCGGAGUAAUUGGAUUCCUAAAGGAUGGUCAAUCGUUUUCCACUGAGCCCGGUUCACUCUCCCAAGUUGGUACUUUGCCCCUUUACCUUCAUCGGCUUUUAACCCACCCAUGGGGCCUUUUUGUGGCGAACAAUGUUUCCAUGUUGCGGAUCACACGCGGUGGUCGUAUGCGACCCGGUCCACUGUUGUUUCCUGACCCGCCCAUCCAGGGAACUGCUCCAGUUUGUUGUCAGGCUACCUUGGUCCCCUGGCCUGGCCUUGAGAGAUAUUUCGUUCCGUUGGUAUUCACUAGGAUCGAAGUUAAAUCCGGACAUCCUGCGAUGACAUCGUCGUGUGUAGGCAAUAGAUAUUGGAUCACCAUUAUGGAACACCUCCUGGUUCCCUAUGAAGUGCUCUAUCUGAGUGAGAUACCAAGACCGACUACUUCUCCUCUUCUUGACCGUCUCGAACGACCGGAUUCACUGCCUAUCGGAUUAAUCAUCUUCGAGGAUUUCGCGGCUUACAUUGCUCUUCCACUGUGGCAACGACAUGCCUUGGACGACUAUUGCCGAGCUAAUAAAAUCGGAGUAAUUGGAUUCCUAAAGGAUGGUCAAUCGUUUUCCACUGAGCCCGGUUCACUCUCCCGUGUUGGUACUUUGCCCCUUUACCUUCAUCGGCUUUUAACCCACCCAUGGGGCCUUUUUGUGGCGAACAAUGUUUCCAUGUUACGGAUCACACGCGGUGGUCGUAUGCGACCCGGUCCACUGUUGUUUCCUGACCCGCCCAUCAAGGGAACUGCUCCAGUUUGUUGUCAGGCUACCUUGGUCCCCUGGCCUGGCCUUGAGAGAUAUUUCGUUCCGUUGGUAUUCACUAGGAUCGAAGUUAAAUCCGGACAUCCUGCGAUGACAUCGUCGUGUGUAUUAUCGAGAAACGCAUCGCUCAACGAAACGCGCAAUGAAGUAUACCAAAGUUUAGUUCUGGAAGACCUUGGAUUGUUUGACGGGAUACACAGGGUUCUCUUCGCAAUGUCUGCUGACAGCUUUUGGCUUAACUCUAUGCUGAUUCUCGACGCAAUCGUCUAUCUUGGCCGACCAUCUAUGCGCGCCUCUCCACUCAUUUCAACACCGCCAUACUCCCCAUCCUACACUCCAUUAGCUGUGGCACCGUACGGUCUCACCCGUUGGAUUUUGAUUGACAUUGAUGACGUUUUCAACGUCGGAGUUGGUACUCCUUACACCGAAGAUGACGCUUUAGCACUAGUGCUCGCGCAACACCGUUGGCGCCAGUGGAUAUCCAACUUCACCUUCAAUCUCGGAUUUUGUGGCCAAUAUUACGAAUAUCCAUCUGGCCCAGAUCUACCAGGAUAUCAACGCCUUCUCAAAUAUCGUGACAGCUUUUGGUGGUUCGAUCAUCUGUGGAACCAUCAGCAGGCGCACCAACUGACCCGGAAACAGCUUGUCGAAUCCAUGCUUUUGAAUAAACUGUUCGCCCGGGUGAAAUGUUCGUCCCUCGCCUGA